CAGAGGUCUAUGAUUGUCGAAUCGAAUUGAACAGAUUAUAUAAGUAGCGGUAGAUAUAUUACCCAGUCUGUGUUUGAUACUGAUUAUUACCCAUAAACAUCGUAUGCGAUUUCUUUUUAAUUCAUUAACCUUCCAUAGGGAGGCCUACAUAUAUCACAUGUUAUUGUGUUUAUGAUCUACAACUUUAAAUUCAAUCUACAACAUAUAACUGUUUUGUUACGAGGACAAGCAUAGGUGAUGAUCAAGAUGAACUUCGAAGAGGUGCGAAGAAAUCCAGUGUUUUUCGACGAUCAAUUUGUUGUGGAUGGUGGAAUAAAUCAUUUUACAAGAAUUCGAGGAGAAAAAUCUGACUUUCCUCCUGAGGAUUUUCCACAGCCUCAAUCUACGGAAUCAGUAUCACAAACGCCUCGUCGAUCCGUAGUAAUAGACGGGCAACCUCGUCACUUUACAAUGGACCCUUCAACUAUGCAUUUCUUUAUGAACUUGGACAAGAAACAUGCAAGUCAUAGUAAUCUGAAGACGAAAAUCAACGCUGAAAUAAUUGAUAUGAAGCACGAAACGGAGGGCCAUCUAAUGUCAGUACAACCGGAUAACCAGCAAUCGUUUUGUCCUGAACAAAUUAUUUCUAGCCUGAACUUCGAAUUAGUUUCAUUUUCGGUCAGUGACGUGAAAGAUGGUGGACCUAUGAUCAAAGAGCCGUUAGAAUACGGUCAAGUUUGUCUCACAGAAAAGCGGUUAUUCUUCGUUUCGCGGCGGAGAACAGAUUAUACCGUACACAUUCAUCCUCAAGCAAAUAAAAAGGUUAUGGACGAAACUCCUACGAACGUCACCAGUACACCACAAGAAUUCAUCCAAACAUUUCCAAAGUCCAAGGCAUAUCGGCUACAGAUGGAGCAAAACACUGGUUCAAGUUACUAUGAGAUGAUUCCUCUGUGGAACGUAAAAGCGGUUUCAAUGAACACUGGGUUUGGUAAAGCGAUGACUAGUGCCCUUAUCUACUCUAGGAGCACCUGUUGCGGGCGCUUUUGCGGAUGCUUCAGUUGUUUGCGAGACCUGAUAGAAGCAAUAUUUUGCGAAAAAUGUCUGUUUGCGCCUGGCAAAUCGUGGCAUUCUGAUCGGGAAAAGGAGAGGAACAAACUAGGUUUUGUAAAUCAUGACGGUACUAUCAAUAAAUUUGCAACACUGGCGACGCCGAUGAAUCGAAAAGUCAAAAUUCACGCCACGCUACCCGGCUGGGAGCAGCGAGCUGUCGUCGAGAUCGUCGUUGAUGCGCAGACCUCUGUUGAUGAAAUAGCUGAUUUUAUUCUACAUCUGCAAGGUAACUCACAACAACUUAACACGCCUCCGCCACUAGAUGCAAACCAAGCCUUUACCAUAAGUCUGUCAGGUGGUAGAAAUGGUGGUAUUCGUUUCCAGGACCGUGCGUAGAGUUUGAGGUAUUUCGUUGACUUCAUAGAGCUAUUAAACAACUAGAGUGCUGACAAGAUGGCGGAGCAAUGCAGAGUUGUGUAUGUGUACCAUCCAAGAUGGCUGCCGUAGGAAAGCGCCA
Molecule: messenger RNA, 1549 nt
Organism: Anneissia japonica
Lineage: Eukaryota; Metazoa; Echinodermata; Crinoidea; Comatulida; Comatulidae
Exons: 6
Coding region: 238-1428 (396 amino acids)
Source: RefSeq, a predicted model, not a curated record